This is a messenger RNA of Myotis davidii, 1772 nucleotides long. RefSeq names its product phospholysine phosphohistidine inorganic pyrophosphate phosphatase (gene LHPP). Lineage: Eukaryota; Metazoa; Chordata; Mammalia; Chiroptera; Vespertilionidae. Gene Ontology annotation, molecular function: phosphatase activity; inorganic diphosphate phosphatase activity. Gene Ontology annotation, cellular component: cytosol. Gene Ontology annotation, biological process: dephosphorylation. The coding region runs from base 1 to 981 and encodes 326 amino acids. The record is from RefSeq and is a predicted model, not a curated record. The transcript is spliced from 7 exons.
AUGCCGGGACCACGGCUGGCACCGCUGGACCUGGGCUUGGUCAUUGCCAGGGCAUCGCAGGCCAGUGCUGCCAUGAUGUCGACGGGCAGCUGGGAAGGGCUAAUUGCACAGGACUUGGCUUCCCAUAGCCACUCCCUGGGGGACCUGUGCCUGGAGCCUGACUUGGUGCUGGACCCCACACCCACCCGCGCAGCCAGCCCCCACGUGGGUGUCCACCCCUUUCCAAAGCGGGGCCGAGGCUCGGAGAUUCGGAACCGCCAGGAUGCGCCCACAUCCGCCCGACUGCAGAGCCCGGCUCUCUCCGCCAACCACACUGCCUCUCAUGCCUUCACCCACACCCAGCAAGUGCCUACUGAGGGCUCUGCAUCCGACAGACACCGCAGCGGGCACGGCAGGGCGUCCCUGCCCCCGAAGCUGCCUGUCCGGCACACAGAGGGCCACGGGGUGGCACUGAACUGUAUCCCUCCCUCUGUCUUUCCAGAAGUCCGUUCGGAAUUCGAUCAGAUCGACACGUCCAACCCAAACUGUGUGGUCAUUGCGGACGCGGGAGAACACUUUUCCUACCGGAACAUGAACAGGGCCUUCCAGGUGCUCAUGGGGCUGGCGGACCCCGUGCUCAUCUCCCUGGGGAAGGGGCGCUACUACAAGGAGACCUCGGGCCUGAUGCUGGACGUCGGCGGCUACAUGAAGGCGCUCGAGUACGCCUGUGGCGUCGAGGCCGAGGUGGUGGGCAAGCCCUCCCCGGAGUUCUUCAGGUCGGCCCUGCAGGAGCUGGGCGUGGAGGCCCACCAGGCCGUCAUGAUCGGAGACGACAUUGUGGGCGACGUCGGCGGGGCGCAGCGGUGCGGGAUGCGAGCGCUGCAAGUGCGGACCGGGAAGUUCAGGCCCAGCGAUGAGCAGCAUCCCGAAGUUAAGGCUGACGGGUACGUGGACAACCUCGCGGAGGCCGUGGACCUGCUGCUGCUGCACGCGGACAAGUGAUGGGCCUUCGGGGAAGGUCCCCAGCCCCCUGGCACCGCCCACCCACGCACCCAGUGCCCAGACCAACCCAGGCUCUGCCCUCGCCCUCCACAGCAGGCGAGGGGCCCAGCCAGACGGUGUGGGCAACCAGCCCUCCUCUCUCCCUCCCCGUGCCUGCUCCCUGCCCCGCAGCCCUGUGAAGCCAGGAGAGUGGGCUAGGCCUCCAGAAGAGAAAAGCCCCCAGGCAGGGGCUGGGGUACCCCGGGAAUACAGGAGCCCCCAGGUGCACGUGCUCUCCAGGGGCACCGGGUCCUGUAGGUGCUCCUCCACCUGGGCCCCAGGCAGGUCCCAGCCUCAUGAUCCAACCUUCCUGGCCUUUCAGCACGGAGCCUGGAGGACACGGGCCUUCCCUCAGCCCACGCAGCCCCAGCUGAGCCAGCCCCCGGGCACUGCCCAGCCCAGCCCCCGCCUGGACUCAGAGUGGCCACUCAGCACCCCCCUCAACCCCCACACACCCCUAACGCAGCACACUGUCCUGUCCCCACAUCACCUGUGGAGCCCAAAGCUGGGCAGCUCCCAGGGGCCUUUGGAGCAGCGCUUGCCGAUCGGUGGGCCGCGGACCCCUGGUGUCCGUGAGGCCGAAAGGUUGGCGACCUGCUUAGGAGGCCCACGUGCUACAGAGCGAGAAUGGUCAGCACUGGAUGGGCUGCAGGCAGAGGGCACUUCCUGGAGCCGUAACUCCAUAGACUCGAGCGUCGCACCCACUGUGUGCAGGACACUAACCAUGAAAUAAACCACCUGGCCUGUGCCGA